ACUUAUAAUUUCAGAAUUUCCAUUUUGAUUUUUCUUCGAGCAGGCCAGGCAGAAGCUGCGAUUUGCACCUGUUUUGUUCAGCUUGAGCUUCGUGAACACGACUCAAAAGCCGGUCGAAUUCCGCUUCCCGUCGCUGUGUUUUUACGGUUACCGUCACACCUGCGCGAAUCCCUAAUCCCAAAUCUCAAGCCGUUCCUUAAAAGGAACAACACAACAGUGACAGAUUGGAGUAAUUAUUAGUGUCAAACGCAAGGGCAUUUCGGUAACUUCAGCUGGAACAGGCAGUUACUCUAGUUGAUUCUCUCCUCUGUCUUCUUCCCCACAACCACUGUCUGUUGGCGUUUGCUGAGUUGUGCCCAUCUCUCUCUCUUAGUCUGUCUAUAACUUCAAGUCAAACAAUUCAGAGAUCUGGAGAGUGUAGAAACGGAAAGUUAGAGAGAGAGAGAGGAAAAAAAAUGAGAGAGCCAACAAUGGAUGCUUCAGCAUUGGCACAGCCACAACCACCGCCGCAGGCAUUGCUGGAGAGGCUCAAGGACUACGGCCAAGAGCACGCAUUCGACCUCUGGGACGAGCUCUCCGCCGAGGAGCGCCACCAGCUCGUCAAGGACAUCGAGAGUCUCGAUCUUUCGCGGACCGAUCGGAUCAUCCGCUGCUCUCUCCAGUCCCACGCCCUCCCCGCCGCCGCGAUUGAGCCCGUUCCCGAGGGCUGUGUGUCGACCGUGGAGGCCCGAAGGCUCGAGGACCGCGAGCGUUGGUGGAAGGCCGGCUUGAAGGCCAUUUCUGAAGGGAAAUUGGCCGUCCUUCUCUUGUCCGGCGGCCAAGGAACUAGGCUCGGGAGCUCCGAUCCGAAAGGAUGCUUCAACAUUGGCCUUCCGUCGGGGAAAUCUCUGUUCCAGCUUCAAGCUGAGAGAAUUCUGUGUGUUCAGAAGUUAGCUUCGCAGGUGAAGAGUGAUUCUAAUGUUCAAAUACAUUGGUACAUUAUGACUAGUCCUUUUACGGAUGAAUCCACGAGGAAAUUCUUCGAAAGUCAUAAGUACUUUGGGCUUGAAUCUGAGCAAGUCACGUUUUUUCAGCAAGGCACGAUUCCUUGCGUCUCCAAGGACGGUAGAUUCAUCAUGGAAUCUCCGUUUGGAGUGGCGAAAGCUCCUGACGGGAAUGGCGGGGUUUAUUCGGCUCUGAAAACGUCGAAAUUGUUGGAGGACAUGUCAAUGAGAGGCGUUAAGUACUUGGAUUGCUAUGGCGUCGACAAUGCGCUGGUUCGCGUUGCUGAUCCGACUUUCUUGGGCUAUUUCAUCGACAAAGGCGUCGCUGCGGCAGCAAAAGUUGUCCGGAAGGCGUAUCCACAGGAGAAGGUCGGCGUGUUCGUCCGCCGAGGGAAAGGCGGGCCGCUCACUGUUGUCGAGUACAGCGAGUUGGAUCCUUCUCUGGCUUCGGCAAUCAAUCAAGAAACCGGCAGGCUCCGGUUUUGUUGGAGCAAUGUGUGCCUGCACAUGUUUACGCUUGAUUUCCUUCACCAAGUUGCCAAUGGACUUGAGAAGGACAGUGUCUACCACCUCGCCGAAAAGAAAAUCCCCUCCAUUCACGGUCACACGGUCGGAUACAAGCUCGAGCAGUUCAUAUUCGACGCGUUUCCAUAUGCGCCUUCCACGGCGCUUUAUGAGGUGCUGAGGGAAGAAGAGUUUGCUCCUGUGAAGAAUGCCAAUGGAUCCAACUUCGACACCCCGGACAGCGCUAGGCUUCUCGUCCUCCGGCUUCACUCCCGUUGGGUGGUCGCUGCUGGAGGAUUCUUGACGCAUUCCGUGCCGUUGUAUGCCACUGGCGUGGAGGUUUCUCCUUUGUGUUCGUUUGCCGGAGAAAAUCUGGAACCUAUAUGCCGUGGUAGAACCUUUCAUGCCCCUUGUGAGAUUACAUACUAAAUAGGUAAUAAGAUAACUCCAUGCUUUCUAGAUAGCUUCUUUUUCAUCUCAUGUUUUGAGCUAGUGUAUGAAUUGAGAUUAUUGGGAUUUUUGGGCGUGUUUUGAUUCUAUCGAUAUUGUGAUGUGCAAUGCUAUUCUUGAGAUUUGAUUCCUUUGGUGU
This is a messenger RNA of Morus notabilis, 2076 nucleotides long. Its product is annotated as UDP-N-acetylglucosamine diphosphorylase 2. NCBI's taxonomy places the organism in Eukaryota, Viridiplantae, Streptophyta, Magnoliopsida, Rosales, Moraceae. The record is from RefSeq and is a predicted model, not a curated record. The transcript has 2 exons. The coding region runs from base 456 to 1916 and encodes 486 amino acids. Gene Ontology annotation, molecular function: UDP-N-acetylglucosamine diphosphorylase activity. Gene Ontology annotation, biological process: UDP-N-acetylglucosamine biosynthetic process.